Molecule: messenger RNA, 1841 nt
Organism: Phragmites australis (common reed)
Lineage: Eukaryota; Viridiplantae; Streptophyta; Magnoliopsida; Poales; Poaceae
Exons: 6
Coding region: 742-1569 (275 amino acids)
Biological process (GO): regulation of DNA-templated transcription
Molecular function (GO): DNA-binding transcription factor activity
Source: RefSeq, a predicted model, not a curated record
GUGCCAUCCUCACCAGCAUCCGCCGUUCGCCCGCGCCGCGCAGCCGCAACGCUUCGUCAGUUCGUCGUCUCCGCCCCCGCUCCCGCCCCCGCGCCGCGAGAGCUCGAGCUCGGGCUAGGGUUUCGCCUGGCGCUCCACCUCCAUGUGCCAAUGCUAGGGUCAGGGCCUUGCGCUCCCGCGAUGUCGGCGGCGGCAGGAGGCGUGGAGGCGCUGUGAUCAGGCGGCGGAGGGAGCAUGACGGGCCGCGGCCGGUACGGAGGGGGCAGACGCUCCUCCCCCCGCCCCCAGCCUCCUCCGUCUUCGCCUUCCCGCGCGAUCUUGUUCUUGGUCGACAUGGGCAGUGGGGAAAGGAGGGGAGGCGGCUGGCGGAGCCAGAGCUCCCGAGCGCGAGCGGGCUCCGGCAUCUAUGGUUGUGAACAGUUUACUUGUGAUCGUCUGUUUAGCAUUGUGUACUCUAACUGUUCGAAUUGUAGGAUGGAUUGAGUCUUUGGGGUCGUUGCUUGCAGGCUGCCUGCCAUGAAAUGCUUCGGUGAUCCUGGAGGAGAUUGGCACUGGCAAAUGGAGAUUUUUUGUGGAGCGAUGGAGGAGCCUUGCGAGAAUGUGAACGGUGCCACUUCUAGGCCCCCCUGCUGGCUAUUUAUAUGCAUCACACUACUGUUCUCUCUGCCUGAUCUCGCUGCAUAGUCUUCUUGUUGCCCCUUUACCAGGAAUGUUCUACCAUUGAUUUAUUUGGGAGAGAUAAUGGCAAGCUUCACGUGCCAUGAUGGAUCUGAAGCAGUUACUUCAUCCAUGUCUCAAGAAUCAGGGAAUACAGCACAGGCGUCUGAGUGCUCUGUCCCUGCCAUUCCACAUACGUCUGCAGAAUAUAAUUCUUCCGAGCUGGGUGUUGAUCAGACGAUGGACAUUAGCCGGAAGCAGCUUCUACCUAUUAUACCAAGUGGUGCACCAAUAUUUGUGAGUGAAAAACAGUAUGAUGCUAUCCUUCGACUGCGGGAGCGUCGUGCUCGUAUCGAGGCAAGAAGGGAGAAAGUCACGUUCAAAGUUAAGGUGUUCCCCACUGAACAGGGUCCUAAUUUUCCCAUAGGGGACUAUCAAUUUUGUUCCUGUCAUGUCAAUACAACAUUUCUUCCGCUUUCCUAUUAUCAUUUCUGUAACUACUGUCUGAUGACGCAGAAGCACCUUCCAAAAGGUUUUAAAGGGCGCUCAGCCGCGAUCAAGUGCAACCAGGAAGGAACCAGUGGAGGCAGCAGGGCGGCAACCAGCACCCCAGCAAUAGACUUCUUCUAUUCACACUUUGUCGCAACCAAUGAGGACGAGGAGAACACUGGCGAGGUUGCCUACAACAACAUCCUGAACCUCGAGGCGCCUGAUUUCACCAUGCUCCUCAGGAUCAUGAUGGGCGACAGGUUCAGCACCGAAGUCGCAGAGCAGUUUAAGAACGUGGCUCGCCUCGAGGCUCCUGACUUUGCCACCCUCCUGACCGUCAUGAACAAUGCUGGGUACAAUGAGGCCCUCGACGAUGGCCACUAUGAUGUGGACAAAGUAAUGCUGAAGUUAGAAGGGUGGUAACCGGUGGCAGGUCACGCUUAGGGCCUGCCUCUGCCAUCGUUCUGCAGCCUUAGCUUGCUCAGUUCUCUGAUUGUUGGCUAUCUGUUCUCGUUUGCUUGUGUUCAGACUCAGUUUUCUGGUUUCCUUGUGUUCAGACUCAGUUUGUGUGGUCAGAAGUUUCCUGAACCUGUUCGGUUAACAAGGUUAUGUGCUGCUGUACUGGAGUAUGCUUAAAUCUGAAUGGUUGUGUGGACCUGGUUUGUUUAUGGUAUUAAUAACUUGGAUUUUGUUAA